AUGCCCCAUGGGGAGAGUAAAAAAGAGAAGAAUGAGAAUAAGAUUGUGGAGAAGAGGGUGGAAGAGACAGGGCCGGCUAUUACUGGGGUGUACGAUUACUUUCGAAAUUUGUUUGCGAGGUUGAAACAACAAAACUUUUAUCGAGACUUCUUCAAAUCUAAAAACCCUCAACCAACCACAAUGUUUCUUCCAAUUGAGGAGAAAAUCAAAGGACUAUUCGAUAAAAUCUAUAAAAUUGUUGAGGAUUUCCUCGAGCAUGAGAUGAAGGGCCUGAAGAAUCACACGGAGGAGGAUUUAGAUAAGAUUAAAAAAAUUCUCACGGAGUACAAAUCCACUAUUGUCAAAAUAUUUGAAGACCAUUCAAAAUCCACUGAUGAAGUGAAAGAGAAAUUGCAGAAAAGAGUCGUCACUGCAGAGGAAUUCGACGAGUUCAUUAAAAUCUCUGAAGGGAAAUUGAAUGAGUUGAAAAAAAUUACUGAAAAUCUGACAGAGUUCCUCGUCUUGCCCGAGCUGGAUUCGUUCAAGCAGAAUCUCAAGAACACCUUGAACCAGGAUAAUGAGGGGAUAAUGAGUGCGCGCAGACAGCUCGUGCAUUCCUUGAAGGAUUCUCUUGUACAGAAGCCCGUGCCUCCAAAAUUGCCGCUGUCAGAAAUAAAAAUUCCAGACAUGCAGUCGAAGAAGUCCACUUCGACAUCACAAGAGGAAAAAUUCGUUCCCAAGUCCAUUAUCUCCCCGGAAAUUCGAAAUAAACUCAGAAAAUUCAGUUUCACGAAGCACUUCAACUCUGAAACCGCGACGGGACGUGCGAACGUAGCCAAAUUAACAAUCGCCGGAAUCGUCUUGGGGCUUCUCUACUGGCGUCGCAAACGAUCUCAGGCUCAACAAUAAAAUUGUAACAAAAUUAAAUAAUUGAGAUCUUUCAACUGAACAAAGAGGGCAGUGACUUAUUCAUGUAAUUGCGGUUCAUAAAUUCAAUUCAAUUCAAUAACUAAUAGAAGUUUGACAAAAUCAGUGGUCCUAUACUGUCCGAGUAUUUCAAAUUUCAAAUUACUCAAAAUUCAGCGG
Molecule: messenger RNA, 1065 nt
Organism: Diachasmimorpha longicaudata
Lineage: Eukaryota; Metazoa; Arthropoda; Insecta; Hymenoptera; Braconidae
Product: GRIP and coiled-coil domain-containing protein 2-like
Exons: 4
Coding region: 1-888 (295 amino acids)
Source: RefSeq, a predicted model, not a curated record